UCAGUAACUCCCCAAACAUGGCCAGGCGUAUACAAUCCCGGUAUAUCUUUGAGACCGCGGAGGGCAUGCGAAUUUUCCGACAUCAGCGGUUUGUAAAUGGUUCCCGGAGAGCGGAUUGUCCCACCUGCGAAACUCGUACACCAGUGGACGAGCCGUACAGUCAUCACUGGCACAACGAUGCCGCAAACAACCGGAGUCACCACAUAAAAAUCGGUUCCGAGGAGCAAAAGAUCCUGAAAACAAUUGAGGAUCAGGACAUUGAAGUGUUUAUGCUGUGCGAUGGCAGCAUCACGCCAAGGACGAAUGACUUUUUGUUGGACGCGGGCAUGGAUGCAGUGCCUCAACUCUUGCGAUUCCUUAUUUUUGGGACUGAAAAACUGGAGGUCUGUGUUGGAUUCUAUGUGGACGUGAAGCAGGAGAGAAUGUAUUUCGAGAGCAGUCCCUUGAAUAUUGAACACCAUUUGGAUAUUGGCGAGGCAGUGGACAUGAUAUUCUCCAUGCUGCUGGAGAAGAUUAGCAACUAUGUGCUGCUCCAUCAAAGGGUUCCCCUGGAGGCCUGUGUUAUUAAAAGGAUGAAGGUGACUGCCAAGCGACACUUGUAUCCACCUAAUGCUACUUGUGUCUCCAAGCUUCCCCUACAAUAUCGGGUGAAGAAUGCAGCCGGAUGCCUGGAACGUGGUGUUAAGCAGUCCUCCAGUGACCUGGCCCUGGUUGCUGAAAAUUACCUCAAGCAUGGAGACAAAGGCCGAUCCAUUCCAGCUUCUUUAAGCAUAAAUAUCUACUGCUUUCGAGUUUGCACCACCACCAAGGAAUUGUAUACGGUUCCUUAUCUCCUUCGCGGAGAGGAUGUGGAAAACACGCCCACUUUCGUCCUCCAAACAGAUGUGGUGGGUGGCUUUCGAGGUCUUCUUGAGAUCCGGAAUAUAAGGAAGUUCCUGCGACCGGAUAAACAGGAUCGGGUCUUCGAGUGUCGGCAGUGUCAGUCGCAUUUUGUGGACCGAGUGCACUUUGCCCUCCACAAGCAGAUAGACUGUGGCCGAAAUUUCAUGGUGUGGAAUAUGGACAAGGAUGCCAUCGAGUUGCAUGAGAACUGCAUACCCUUGCCGAAGGAUUACUUUAAAUACGAAUGGAUAGGACUGGCCAGUAAGGGAAAGUAGUCGAGGGAAAAUCUAAAAGUAAAAGUAAAAACUAAUAAGGGAAGCUUACUUUUGAAAAUGGAUCAGUAUGCCGGAUUGGAAAUCAGUUAUAUUUAAACCAAAAAUGCAUAUAAAAACGUUUUAAAUUGUAUAAAUUUCGAAUUAAUAAAUCAUAUAUCAAUUUAUAUAAAAAAAUCUGUUAAAAUCUAGGGAAAUAGGUUUAAACAAAAAGAAUUAUGUUUUUUGCAUGAAUUCAAGCUUUCAUUAAAAUAUGAAUGGAAAAGUUGAAUUUUCAUUGGCAGGGAAAACAAA
Drosophila kikkawai is the source of this 1448-nucleotide messenger RNA. RefSeq names its product protein terminus. The record is from RefSeq and is a predicted model, not a curated record. NCBI's taxonomy places the organism in Eukaryota, Metazoa, Arthropoda, Insecta, Diptera, Drosophilidae.